Impatiens glandulifera is the source of this 1809-nucleotide messenger RNA. RefSeq names its product GTPase LSG1-1. Bases 124 to 1587 code for a protein of 487 amino acids. Gene Ontology annotation, molecular function: GTPase activity; GTP binding. NCBI's taxonomy places the organism in Eukaryota, Viridiplantae, Streptophyta, Magnoliopsida, Ericales, Balsaminaceae. The record is from RefSeq and is a predicted model, not a curated record. Gene Ontology annotation, cellular component: cytosol. The transcript has 7 exons.
CUCCAUCUUCCCACCGCCAUUUCGAUCUGAUCUUAUUAUACUUCAGAGAUAGAAGCUGCAAGAAGGGAAAAGUUAUCGGUCGCGAUUUUUUCCUUACAGGAUUCUUCAAGUCGGUUGUGAGCUAUGGGAAAGGGCGAGAAGAAAGGACCAGGGAGAGCGCUUGUGAAGCGCCACAACCAAAUGAUACAGCAAUCGAAGGAGAAAGGUCACUCCCACAGGAAUGUGCUCGAAUCGGUCAUCGAUGUCAACGAUAUUGACGCUGUUAUCGACCAGGCUGAUGAGACGGCUCGCCUAUUCUCCAAUGACCACGCCGUGCCCAACCUCCUUGUUGAUCCGGAUUCCAGCUCUAGUUUUAGUGACAUGAAACCAGAAGAAAUGAGGGAGCAACAAAAGAGAGAAGAAGCAUUGCAUGCUGGUAGUCUUCAAAUUCCACGCAGGCCACCUUGGAAUAAAAAAAUGUCUGCAGUAGAACUCGAUAACAGUGAAAGACAUGCUUUCUUGGUUUGGAGACGUGCCCUUGCAAGGCUCGAGGAGAAUGAAAAACUUGUCCUUACUCCAUUUGAGAAGAACCUAGACAUAUGGAGACAACUUUGGCGCGUGGUUGAGCGUAGUGAUAUGUUGGUAAUGGUUGUUGAUGCUAGGGAUCCACUCUUUUACAGGUGUCCUGAUCUUGAGGUGUAUGCACGGGAAGUAAAUGAGCACAAAAAAACACUGCUUCUUGUUAACAAGGCAGAUCUUUUACCAUUUUCAGUCAGAGAGGAGUGGGCUCAAUACUUUCGUCAGAACGGGAUACCCUUCCUAUUCUGGUCAGCCAAAGCUGCUUCUGCCUCUCUAGAAGGGAAAACCGUGGAAGAGAAAGAAACUAGCUUGCAAGCGUCUGAAGAUGCAAAGAUUUACAGACGGGAAGAGCUUCUAGCCCGUUUACAAUCCGAAGCAGAAGCUAUAGUCUUGAUGAGAAAGAGAACUUAUUCUAGCGUUAUGGUUGGCUUCGUUGGGUAUCCCAAUGUGGGUAAAAGUUCGACAAUCAAUGCAUUGGUUGGUCAGAAAAAGACAGGUGUCACGUCAACACCUGGAAAGACUAAACAUUUUCAAACGUUGAUAAUAUCGGAUAAACUAACUUUAUGCGAUUGUCCCGGUUUAGUCUUCCCUUCUUUCACGAGCUCUCGGUACGAGAUGAUUGCGUCAGGGGUGUUGCCAGUCGACAGAAUGACGCAAAGUCGGGGAGCGGUUCAAGUGGUGGCGAAUCGGGUUCCUAGAAAUGUGAUCGAGUCGGUUUAUAAAAUCACUCUGCCUAAACCCAAGCCUUACGAGCCACAGUCUAGGACGCCUCUGGCUUCGGAAUUGUUGACGGCGUAUUGUUCUUCACGAGGACUUAGGGAUGAGACUCGAGGGGAGCGUCAGAUUAUGAAGGAUUACAUUGAUGGAAAGUUGCCUCAUUUCGAAAUGCCUCCACAGAAAGAGAAGAUUCACGAGGCUGAACCGGUUUCAGAAACUGCAGUGGCGGAUGUUGGCGUGGUGGAGAAUGUUUUGGAUGAUCUGAAGUCGUUUGAUUUGGAAAAUGGAUUAGAGCUGAAUAAAUUGGCUUGAAGAAUUUGAAACUAGGGUUGAUAAAUGUGAAAAAAGAAUGAAAUCAUGCCUUUCACAUCAUCUUAUAAUACAAUGUGAAUGUGUGUGCAAAGGGAGAGACAACCCACAUUUUGUAUAUUGUAGUGUAUCACAUGUAUUGUCAUUACCAUCAAGAUCUCAUGUAAUAAAACAAAACACAUGUGAGUUUUAUUCUAUAGUAAUGAUCAUAAUUAUGGAACUUAA